Molecule: messenger RNA, 711 nt
Organism: Aureococcus anophagefferens
Lineage: Eukaryota; Pelagophyceae; Pelagomonadales; Pelagomonadaceae
Exons: 1
Coding region: 1-711 (236 amino acids)
Molecular function (GO): N-acylneuraminate cytidylyltransferase activity
Source: RefSeq, a predicted model, not a curated record
AUGGCGGCGCACGUCGACGCGAAGCCGCACGCGCUGAUCCUCGCCCGCGGCGGCUCCAAGGGCAUCCCGCGGAAGAACAUCAAGCCCCUGAACGGCGUGCCGCUCCUCGUCUACAACGUCAAGGCGGCGCUGGCGUCGGGCGUCUUCGGCCGCGUCGUCGUGUCCAGCGACGACGACGAGAUCCUGGCCGUCGCCGCCAGGGCCGGCGCGAGCACGCACGCGCGGAGCGCGGCGAGCGCCGCGGACGCGGCGUCGAGCGAGGCGGGCGUCUUCGACUACGUCGACGCGACGCCGAGCUGCGCCGUCUGCUGCCUCGUGCAGUGCACGAGCCCGCUCACGGGCGCCGAGGACUUCGCCGCGGGCCACGCGCGCUUCGUCGCCCAGGGCGCCGACUCGCUGGUCACCGUCGUCCGCGCGCACCGCUUCCUGUGGAAGCAGGCGGCCGACGGCUCCGCGGCGCCGUGCAACUACGACCCGGUGAAGCGGCCGCGGCGCCAGGACUGGGACGGCGAGCUCAUCGAGAACGGCGCCUUCUACUUCUUCACCGUCGCGGCGCUCCGCGCGUCCGGCUCGCGGCUCUCGGGCCGCGUCGUCGCCCACGAGAUGCCCGAGGAGACGCUCGCGGAGAUCGACACGCUCACGGACUGGCAGAUCGUCGAGGGCCUCGCCGCCGACAAGUUCAAGGACGCCCCGAAGGCGUGGGGGUUUUAG